Messenger RNA from Alternaria alternata, 1476 nucleotides. RefSeq names its product NAD(P)-binding protein. The coding region runs from base 251 to 1108 and encodes 285 amino acids. The record is from RefSeq and is a predicted model, not a curated record. Gene Ontology annotation, molecular function: oxidoreductase activity. The transcript has 2 exons. NCBI's taxonomy places the organism in Eukaryota, Fungi, Ascomycota, Dothideomycetes, Pleosporales, Pleosporaceae. Gene Ontology annotation, cellular component: cytosol.
GCAAAAUUCUCUUUGCUGGUUGACGUAGCACGGCGAUUGAACGGCGAUUAGAAAUGACUAGACUUCCGCCCAAUGCUUCUGGAGUUAAGGCCAGCUAGCUCCGCUUACUUGUAGAACUAUCCUAAACCAAUCUGUCUAUACAUAUACAUGUGCUUCACAGGAGUCCUUGAGUCAUUACUCAACAUUGAACGGACCGAUCUCGUUCCUCAAGCAAAUUACCGACCAAAUCAUACCUAGGUUUUCAACAAUAAUGGCCUUUCCACCUUACACAAAGACAUUCCACAGAGGCUCCUAUGCCGGGAUUGACCCUUCUCGUCCUGAGCUCUCCACAUCAGGAAAGGUUGUUCUUAUCACAGGCGGUGGUUCUGGUAUUGGAUGUCGCAUAGCCCAUGCAUUCGCAACUUCUGGAUGCAAGAAGAUCGCUAUCCUUGGACGAACUGUUGGCAGCCUCGAGAAGACCAAGAAGGAGAUAGAGGGAGACCAUGCUGGCGUGACAGUUCACGCAGAGAUUGCUGAUAUCGCUGAUACCGAAGCGGUCAGCAAAGCAUUUGAGGGCGCUUCUAAAGCCUUGGGCAAGAUCGAUAUAGUUAUUGGUAACGCAGGUUACUUACCGGAUACGAAACCCAUCGCGCAAGCAGAUACCGAGGAAUGGUUCAGGGGGAUGACAAUCAAUGUCAAAGGCACCCUGAAUCUUACCAAAUCUUUCCUCCAGUGCGCCGCGGAGAAACCGACAUUCGUGCAUGUAUCAACCGGCGGAUGCCACAUUGAGCCCAUGCCUGCAAACAGCGGGUACGCAGUAAGCAAAAUGGCAGCCGCUAGGUUGAUGGAGUAUUUCGCCUUCGAGAACCCGGAUGUCCGGGUCCACAACAUUCACCCUGGUGUUGUGCAGACAGAGAUGUUUCAGAAAAGCUCCGAGCUUGGUAUGGAGUUCGAAUUUGAUGACAUCGAACUACCAGCGUCCUUUGCAGUUUGGAUCGUCAGCCCCGAGGCAGAAUUCUUGAAGGGAAAGUUUGUCUGGUCGAACUGGGAUGUUGAGGAGUUGAAGGCUAAGAAAGAGCAGCUUAAAUCCUCGCAAGGUCUUACACUUGGUCUUCUAGGGUGGCCUUAGAGAUGCGCUUGUGUGUUGUCGAUGAUAUCGUACGCAUACUUGAUGCCUUUGCGCUGUUCUGUAUUGAGAUUUGUAUACUACCUCACGGGUAUCUUAUUCAGGCUUUAUGCUACUAUCAUGAUGAGCAUCAAAAUUCGACCAUAGAACUGACACGACUAUCUUGUCUCCUUAGCGGAGUGCUGUCUUGAUCUAGCAACGACACAGUUGAACUCAUUACCUGAUCGUCCGUAUCGUGCGUCUUCCCGUCAUCAAACCGGAAAGUCACCAUGAUCUUACGGCUAGCAGCCACCAUCGUACUUGCUUCCAUCAGCCCUUCCACCUGGUCACCACCCGUAUCUUUGCCAGAAGGCUGUAUCGGCAAAGCUUUG